UGGAGUUUGAUAACCUGGGAAGACGUUCGGUGUGCCAGGUGGAAUACAAACACAAGACCGACUCUGUUUAAACGCUAAACAUUGCAACAAUAAUGCACCAGCAUGGCUUUGUUGGAACUGUACACCAAGUUCAACAGGGUGUGGAUUCCAGAUAAACAACAUGUAUGGAAGUCAGCAGAGAUUGUGAGAGAUUUUCAUCUGGGAGAUAAUGUUCUUGAACUACUUCUUGAAGAUGAAACUGAGUACAACUACCCCGUUGAUCCAUCAAACCCACAACUCCCUCCACUUCGAAACCCAGACAUCUUGGUGGGGGAGAACGACCUGACUGCUCUCAGCUACCUGCAUGAACCCGCCGUCCUACACAAUCUGAAAGUGCGCUUUAUGGAGUCCAGAAUCAUCUACACCUACUGUGGCAUCAUACUGGUGGCUGUGAAUCCCUACAAACAGCUUCCUCUCUACGGGGAUGCCGUUAUUCAUGCAUAUUCAGGCCAGAACAUGGGAGACAUGGACCCUCAUAUAUUUGCAGUGGCAGAAGAGGCUUACAAACAGAUGGCCAGAAACAACAAGAACCAGUCUAUUAUUGUCAGUGGUGAAUCUGGAGCAGGUAAAACCGUGUCUGCUCGAUACGCUAUGAGGUACUUUGCGAUCGUCAGUAAAUCGGGCAGUAAGACUCGUGUUGAAGACAAGGUUUUGGCAUCAAAUCCUAUAACAGAGGCAAUAGGAAAUGCUAAGACAACCAGGAAUGACAACAGUAGUCGUUUUGGGAAAUACACUGAGAUCAGCUUUGACAGGAGAUAUCGGAUCAUGGGGGCAAAUAUGAGGACGUAUCUGUUGGAGAAAUCCAGGGUGGUUUUUCAGGCAGACAAUGAGAGGAAUUACCACAUAUUCUACCAGCUGUGUGCCUGUGCUCACCUGCCAGAGUUCAAGAAGCUGAGACUAAUGAGUGCGGAUAAGUUCCAGUACACCUGCAUGGGUGGUGAAAUAAGUAUUGAUGGUGUAGAUGAACAAAAAGGCAUGAAGGAGACUCAGCACACCUUUUCACUGUUGGGUUUGAAGGAAGACUUUCAAUCAAAUGUGUUCACAGUUUUAGCAGCCAUUCUGCAUUUGGGAAAUGUGGAAAUCAGAAACGUUGGAGAUGACAAAUCAUCCAUUGCUCCCAGUGAUCCACAUCUGGCAGCAUUCGGUGAGCUGUUGGCUGUCAGUGCAGAAGGAGUAGUGCGUUGGCUGUGCCAUCGGAGGAUUGUUCUGGUGGCAGAGACUGUAGUGAAGCCAGUGCCCAAAGAGCGAGCAGUAAACGCCAGAGAUGCUCUCGCCAAACAGAUCUAUGCCCACCUGUUUGACUCCAUUAUUAACAGGAUAAACAUGGCACUAAAAGUCCCUGGAAAGCAACAUGCAUUCAUUGGUGUCCUGGACAUUUAUGGCUUUGAAACAUUUGACAUCAACAGCUUUGAGCAGUUUUGUAUCAACUAUGCAAAUGAAAAGCUUCAGCAGCAGUUUAAUUUGCAUGUCUUCAAGCUGGAGCAAGAGGAGUACAUGAAAGAGGACAUUCCAUGGAACUUGAUCGAUUUCUAUGACAACCAGCCUGUCAUUGACCUCAUUGAAGCUAAGAUGGGGAUCCUUGAUUUGCUUGAUGAAGAAUGUUUGUUUCCUCAGGGCACUGACCAGACCUGGCUCCAAAAGCUGCAUAACUAUCUAGAUGCCAAUCCGUUAUUUGAGAAGCCCCGAUUAUCAAAUGAGGCCUUUGUGAUCCAACACUUUGCAGACAAGGUGGAGUAUCAAUGCAAAGGUUUUCUUGAGAAGAACAGAGAUGCUCUUUAUGAAGAACUGGUUGACAUUUUGCGACUCAGUGAGUUUCCUUUUGUAGCCACAUUUUUUCAAGAGGAAGACCAAAUGCCCCUGAACAGUAAAGGUGUCAAAGUGAGGCCUGCCAGGCCGGCAGUCAAACCAGCCAAUAGACAGCUGAGAACCUCUGUUGGAGAUAAGUUUCGCAGCUCCCUUUAUUUACUGAUGGAAACGCUCAAUGCUACCACCCCUCACUAUGUGCGCUGCAUUAAGCCUAAUGAUGAAAAGCUCCCAUUUGAAUACGACUCUGGGAGAGUAGUACAACAGCUGCGAGCCUGCGGUGUCCUUGAAACUAUUCGUAUCAGUGCACAGAGCUACCCGUCCAGAUGGACAUACAUUGAGUUUUACAGCCGAUACAGUAUUCUGAUGAUCCAUCAGGACUUGAGCCUAAGUGACAAAAAGCAGGCCUGCAAGACAGCACUGGAGAGACUGAUUCAGGAUUCUAACCAGUACAAGUUUGGCCGGACGAAGAUCUUCUUCAGGGCUGGCCAGGUAGCUUAUCUAGAGAAGCUGCGCCUGGACCGACUUCGAGGAGCCAGCAUAACCAUCCAGAAACACUUCCGUGGGUGGAGCCAGAGGAGGAAAUAUUUGCGGUUGAGAGAUGCAGCCAUAAUUCUUCAACAAUACAUCCGUGGAACAAAGAAAAUCCGUAAAACUGUGAGUGCUGCAACACUGAAGCAGGGUUGGGCAGCAGUGGUAAUCCAAAGGCACUGGAGAGGCUACCGCACGAGACAGAUCUUUCAGCUGGUUCGUCUGGCCUCCAUCACCAUCCAGGCCUUCACUCGAGGUUGGAUGGCUCGUAAACAGUACAAGAAGAUGAUAAAACAGCACAAAGCCAUAGUUCUCCAGAAAUACGCCAGGGCAUGGUUGGCACGACGGAGAUAUCAAACCAUUCGUCGGCUCGUGGUUAAUGUUCAGCUCUCCUUCAGGGUUCAGAAGCUCAAGAAGAAGCUUGAAGAUCAGAGUAAAGAGAACUGUGGACUGGUGGAAAGACUGAAAAUCUUGGCUAACUCAAAUUCUCAAGCUAUGGGCAGACUUCAAAGUCUGGAGGCGCAGCUGGAAAAGUCAGCAAGCCAGAAGGCAUCUUUGGAGGCCAGAGAGAAAAAAGUCAAAGAAGAUGCUACUCUGGUAGCUGCACAGCUUCAAAAGGAAAUAGAUAAACUCAUCCUUGACAAGCAGAACAUGGAAAAACAGUUUGAAUUUUCCGCUAAAGAACUCAAAGAGAACUUUGAUCAAAUAAAGAGGAGUCUCCUGGAAGAAAAAGAAGAUGAAGCCAGGCUUAGAAAAAUUGCAGAGAACACUAUUGAGAUCCAGAGAAUUGACCAUGAGAAGGAGGUGGAAACUCUGACAGAGGAGAUUAAGCGAUUGAAAGAGGAGAGGAUCGGCCUGCAGAGAAAGCUGGAGGAGGUGGGCCAGGUCAACUCAGAUCUACAGGAGCAGCUCGUUCAGCUCACAAAGCAUGUCAAGGCCAUUCCAGAGCUACACCGAGAUCUGCACAACCUACAAAAUCAGAAAAAUAACUUUGACCGAAAGAUAAAGCAACAGUCUGAACAGGCAAGAGCUAAAAUGCACGAGAUUACAAGACAGCUUCUGGGUGGUGUUGUUGAAGAAGAGGUGCUUUUAGGUCUAACUCCAAAUGACAAAGAGAAGAUUUAUGAAAUAGAAGAUUUGCUGACUGCCUUUGACAACCUGCACAAAGCUACAAGGAUACUGCAAAACCACCAGAAGGAGCAAAAGGAAAGCUAUGAGACCCAGUUGGAGGGCUUCAGACUGAAAGUGGACCACCUUCAGAAUGAAAAUGGCAAGCUACAAAACCUGUUUCAGGAGAAGAGUGAUGUCAAUAAGAGCAUUCACCAAGAAGUGUCCAGGCUUAGCAGUGAAAACGCAAUUAUACCUGAGCUCAAACUGCAGAUUUCUGAGCUGCAGAGACAGAAGCAAGAAUUGGAGGUCCAUGUAGAGCAGAAGACCAGAGAGUUGGCAGAAAAGACAAACGGAGGACAUAACUAUAAUCUUCAAAGGGAGAUCGAAGAAGAACGCUCACAGGGCAGACUCUUUGAAACAAAAGCUGAAGAGUUGGAGGAGGAGAAAAUGGAACUUCAAGCUACAUUGGAGGAACUACAAGAGGAGAAUGAUCACUUGAAGAGACAUCAGCUGAUCGAGAGCGAACUGAAGAGCAGGCUUAGACAAGAGGCUUCACGGCUAACCGCUGAGAACAUGGAUUUUGAAGAACAACUUGACAAGAAGGACAGACUAAUAAAGAAACUCCAAAAUCAAAUUAAGAGCCUUGAAACAUCACAGAGAGCCAAGCAAACGUCUGGGCCUGCUCUACCCAAAGAAUACCUUGGCAUGUUGGAAUACAGAAGAGAGGAUGAAACCAGGCUUAUUCAAAACCUCAUUCUGGACCUGAAGCCCAAAGGUGUGGUGGUCAACAUGAUCCUAGGUCUGCCAGCCUACAUCCUCUUCAUGUGCAUCCGCCAUGCUGACUAUGUGAACGAUGAUGCCAAACUCAAGUCGCUUUUGAAUGCAAUCAUCAGUGGUGUUAAAAAGGUUAUCAUGAAUCACUCCAAAGACUUUGAGUUGCUGUCAUUCUGGCUCUCCAACACAUACCAACUGCUGAACUGUCUGAAGCAGUACAGCGGCGAGGAGGAGUUCAUGAACCAAAAUACUCCUCAACAGCAGAAGAACUGCUUGAAGAAUUUUGAUUUGUCAGAACACCGGCAGAUUCUCAGCGACCUGGCCAUCCACAUUUAUCACCAGUUUAUCUCAGUCAUGGAAAAAAGUCUCACUCCCGCAAUCGUGCCUGGUAUGUUGGAGCAUGAGAGUUUACAGGGGAUUUCUAGCAUGAAGCCAUCAGGCUUCAGGAAGCGUUCCAACAGUGUUUAUGAGGACACCGAGAUCUACACAAUCUCCUCCAUCCUCCAGCAGCUCAGUGUCUUCCUCUCCACCAUGAGUCAACAUGGCAUGGAACAUCAUCUCAUCAGACAAGUUAUCAAGCAGCUUUUCUUCCUCAUCGGUGUGAUGACCUUCAACAGCAUCAUGCUCCGCAAAGACAUGUGCUCCUGCAGGAAGGGAAUGCAAAUCAGAUGUAACAUCAGUUAUUUGGAGGAGUGGCUGAAGGAGGAGGAGCUGCAAAGCUCCAAUGCCAUAGACACUCUGAUGCCGCUGUCUCAGACCGCGUGGCUUCUGCAGGUCAGCAAGUCCACCGAUGAUGACGCCAAAGAAAUUGCGGAAAAAUGCACCGAACUCAAUCCUGUUCAGAUUGUGAAGAUUUUGAACUCCUACACGCCCAUUGAUGAUUUUGAAAAAAGAGUGGCUUCAUCAUUUGUCCGCAAAGUUCAGGCACUACUGCAGGAUCAUGAAGGCACCACACAGCUGAUGCUGGACACACAGUAUCGCUUCCAGGUCACGUUUCCCUUCCAUACGUCCACACAGGCUCUGGAGCAGCUGCAAGUCCCAAACAGCCUUCAUCUGGGCUUCCUAACUAGAAUCUGACCAUCUGACAUUUCAUCCACAUGGAAACCACAGUCCACUACACCACAACUCUCUGUGUGUGUGUGUGUGUGUGUGUGUGUGUGUGUGUGUGUGUGUGUGUGUGUGUGUUAUGUCUUUGAUAAAGAUAAUUUACCCAGUUUUGACACAAAAUUUUAAUGCUUAGACUUAGAAUGUUUAGACAGAUAACAGUUACAGUUGGGUUCAUAAGUAUUUAGACACUGACCCAGUUUUAUUCAUUUUGCCUUUUGCACCACUACAGUGGAGCUGAAAUGACAAGAUCCAUCUUUAAUUCAAGGGUUUAACAAAAAUAUCCCAUUAACAUUUAGGAAUUACAGUCAUGUGUAUACAUUGUCCCUCUAUGUUCAUAGCCCAUAAGUAAUUGGACAACCUAAAUAUAAGGAUCGUUUUUAAUAUAAAUCAUCACAUUUACGUCCAGUUUUCAUGACACAAGUUGUGGACGUGAACAUAUGUUUUGCACUUCAUUUACGUUAGUCAUUAAAAAUGUACAAACAGUUUGGUGUUGUAUGGUAAAUCUGUCUGGUGUAGGCAGUUCUCAAAAACUGAGUGAGAGGGAGACUUGUGAGGGAAGCCACCAAGACACACAGACAACUCAGAGGAGAGAAAUUGUAGAUAGUAGAAGCGUUGCCUGUCACAUCUCCAGUCAUAACGUCAUGAUGGAGGAGAACACUA
This is a messenger RNA of Thalassophryne amazonica, 6024 nucleotides long. It is a transcript of the gene myo5c, whose product is annotated as myosin VC. Gene Ontology annotation, biological process: vesicle transport along actin filament; actin filament organization. The transcript is spliced from 40 exons. Gene Ontology annotation, molecular function: ATP binding; actin filament binding; microfilament motor activity. The coding region runs from base 103 to 5334 and encodes 1743 amino acids. Lineage: Eukaryota; Metazoa; Chordata; Actinopteri; Batrachoidiformes; Batrachoididae. Gene Ontology annotation, cellular component: cytoplasm; myosin complex; vesicle. The record is from RefSeq and is a predicted model, not a curated record.